ACCAAUCUAGAUUAUUUUGCAUAGUGAAUAUGUAAACAGUGAACGUUGUUUUUGAAGAAAUGUCUGACACUUUGGUUGUCGCAGCAAUUGACUUUGGAACAACUUUUUCAAGCUGGGGAUUUUCGUUUAAACAUGAGUUUGACCUUGAUCCAACAAAGGUCACAGCAAAACAAUGGUCUGGAUUGGAGUCGACUAUAUCUUUGAAAGGACCAACAACAAUUUUGAUUCAUCCUGACGGGAAAACGAUUGAUAGUUUUGGUUUUGACGCUGAAACGAAGUAUGCCGAACUUGCAGAGGAGAAUCAGCAUAAAGAAUGGUACUUCUUCAAGAGAUUCAAAAUGCUGCUGUUUGACAAAAUUGGACUUCAAAGAGAUUUUACUAUUGAAGAUGCCACUGGUAAAUCUCUGAAAGCAAGAACGGUGUUUACCCUAUCUAUAAAAUACUUGAAGGAUGAUCUUAUGGACAUGACGAAGAGAAAAGUUCUUGACGAACACUUAAGAGAAGAUGAUAUAAAAUGGGUUUUGACAGUGCCUGCCAUAUGGAAUGACGUAGCAAAACAGUUCAUGCGAGAAGCUGCAGAAGAUGCAGGCAUAAAGGCUGAGAACUUGGCAAUUGCACUUGAACCAGAGGUUGCAUCAUUAUAUUGCCAACAUAUUCCCACAACAAUAAUUGACAACUCUCUGUCUAAACUUAAACCGGGGAAUAGAUACCUAAUUCUGGAUGCAGGAGGUGGAACAGUUGACAUCACAGUACACGAGAUAACUAACAAUGGGAAUCUUAAAGAAAUAUAUAAAGCAAAUGGUGGUGACUGGGGCGGAACAAAAGUUGAUCAAGCAUUCGAAGAUUUGAUUUCUGAAAUCACAGGCACAUCUGUAAUGGAACAAUUCAAAGAGGAUAAUAUGGAUGCAUACCUUGAUCUGAUGAAAGCUUUUGAGGUGAAGAAAAGGGAGACUCAGAAAGGAAAACAUGUAGCUUUUAAAAUACCCGUGGCACUAAUGAACUUGACGGAAGAUGUCACUGGGGAAACGAUUCGAAAUACAAUAUCACAAUCUAAACACCAGAAAAGCAUACGACUAUCCGGUGAUAAAUUGAGGCUUGAUUUUGACAUUAUAUAUGGAGUUUUUGAAAAAUCUAUUGAAAGCAUAAUUCAUCACCUACAUAAACUUUUUGAAAAUCCUGAAGUGGCUAUCUGCGAUGCCAUACUAAUGGUUGGUGGUUAUUCCGAGUCUUCAUUGCUGCAAGAAAGUAUUAAAGAAAACUUUUCAAGCAAAAAAAUCAUCGUCCCAACAGAUGCAGGUUUAGCUGUUCUGAAAGGUGCUGUGAUAUAUGGUCACAAUCCAGCUUUGAUAGCACAAAGAGUUUGUAAGUACACGUAUGGGAAUGGUGGAGUGCAUAACUAUAGUACAAAUUGCAAACAUCGGCCUGCCAGAAAAUCCUUUGAAAAUGACAUCGAGCGCUGUAAUGAUAUAUUCUACGCACAUGUUCGUGCUGGAGAUAUCAUUAAGCUAGGAGACGAAUGUAAAGCAAAACAAUUUUAUCCGCUUGAACCAUUGCAGGAAAGUAUAACAUUUGAUAUAUACUGUACAAAAGAAAAAAAUCCUGAGCUGGUCACGGAUACAGAUUGUGUGAAAUUGGGAAGCGUUACAAUACCAAUGCUUGAUACAACUGGUGGGUGUUCUCGAAGCGUUGAUGUGAGUUUUCUGUUCGGCGGAACAGAAAUAGAAGUCAAAGUUAGGAACCCAAGGGAAGGAACAGUACGUGAAUUGAAAGUUUCGUUUUGGGGAUAACUUUGGAAAUCCGUAACAGUUACCACUGACGAGAGUUGUCGCCCCUUUGACAGAAACGUUUUUUUUUAAGAUGUGCUUAUUCACACUUUGAAUGAACGAAAUCACCGAACUAUAUCUGGCAAGUUAAAACAAUAGAAGCACGCGCUACAUGCGAUUACAAAAAAACUCGUUUAUCAAUUGUGUAAUUACUUUGAAUCUAUCUAAUGCUAAAAAGUAAAGUACAUUUUGCUAUUUGAAAUCUUUCGACAUUUUCAUUACACAAUAUAUUGGUGUAUAGCUAGAUAUGGAAAGGUAACCAUUACUUGGGAUUUAAUAGGGCCCAUUAAGCUUUAACAUAUAAAAAGUUAGAAGAUUUUUGCAACUUGUUUUCGAUUGAUAUAAAAAGAUUGGGAUAAUUCUAAAAACUUUUUUUCUGUACGAGAUCUUAUGUAAAUAUUUGUGCAUCAUUUGUUAGCUCGACUUUUUUUGGAAAAAAAUAGUCACCCAUGCAUUGCCGUUGCGACAACUUGUACAUUGAUCAUAACUUUUCAAGUUCUCGGUGUAUUGUCUUCAUCCUUGGAACAACACCUUUAUGUAAAGCAGACUAAACUUGACCUUUAUUCAUAAUGACCUUGAACUUCAAGGUGAAUUGUCUAAAGUUUGCUUGUUAUUUUGCUGAAUUUUGCUAUUAGCGGCUAUAAAUUUGUUAUUUUCGGAUGGAUUGAUUGUCUUUAUACUUAAAAAUAAUCUUUUAGGAUAGACCUUCAAGUUAACCAGAUAGACUUUGACCUUCUCUCACUUUACUUCCCUUGAAGGUCAAAUUAUUGAAAUUUUCAUUUUUUUUUUUGCUGUAGCUGGCUUUUACUUUGUUAUUUUCGAAUGGAUUGAUUUCAUAAUAACUGAAUAUUUUAGGAAUAAGACCUUAAUGUACAUCAAGUUCAAAUAGACCUUGGUGCAUUUCUGACCUUCACUCUGAAUUUUAAAUUAAUGAAUGUUCACUGAUUUUUGCUAUAAUUGACUGCAUAAUGGUACAUGUAAAUAAUAAUUGGAUUGUCUUCAUACUUUCACAAAACAACAUUUUGGACAAGACCUUUUAAAAGCUUGAACCGACCUUGAGCUUGAAAUGACCUUGACCGUCAAAGUAAAAUUAUUGAAUUUUGGUUUAAUUGUCAUAUUUUUUGUUAUUUAUGUACGGAUUUAAUUGAAACUUGAACAAAACAAGACUUGCUACCAAACAAACAUAUUGAAUAAUUUAGUUGUGACCUUAAACUUAUGUCGAUCGUGACUGUCAAUGUCAAAUGAAUGAAAUGCUCUUCUUUUUUAGUAACUGACUAUUUCUUUGUUAUUUAUAAAUGGGUUAACUUCAUAUUAAAUCAAAACAUCUUUUAGGUCAGGAUCAUGAUGUAUAUCAAAUUCAAACUAACCUUGACUCAUGUAUGACCUUGACCUUGAAGUUCAAAUUAUUUUAUUUAUACUGAUUAUAUAUAUAAUUGGCUGUAACUUUGAAAUAAAUCAAUGGAUUAUUUUUAUUCAGGAAAAAACAACCUUUUGGACAAGACAUUCUU
Molecule: messenger RNA, 3331 nt
Organism: Ruditapes philippinarum (Manila clam)
Lineage: Eukaryota; Metazoa; Mollusca; Bivalvia; Venerida; Veneridae
Product: heat shock 70 kDa protein 12A-like
Exons: 6
Coding region: 60-1787 (575 amino acids)
Molecular function (GO): ATP-dependent protein folding chaperone; ATP binding
Source: RefSeq, a predicted model, not a curated record